UUGACUGUCUAAAAUGGGUUUGCUAUCUUUACAAAUGCUUUUAUUUUUUCUGAAAGGAAUUCAAUUAACAGGUAAUCUUAACUAGGAAAAUUUCCAAACUAAUAAUUCCCUUUGUACCCUUAUUUCUAAAUUUUAAAAUUAACACAUUCACUUAAGAACUUCUAAAAAUAAAUUAAAUUAUAUUUAAAGAGCAUUAAUCCUUAUUUUUAUAUGAAUUAAUAAAUUGUUGAUUUUUUAAAAUCCCUUCAGUUGGUCAGGUAACAAUUACAACGACCCCCGCUGUCAUUGAAUCAGAGAUUACGAAAUCUCUUGUUGUAACCUGCAGAUUUCCCCCACAACCAUCAUCUGGAUAUCAAGUUUUUUCUUUAGCAAUAAAAAAAUUGUUAGCGAAUUCCACAUUACACCAACUUGCCUCAAUCAAUAGAGAUUCUCAUACUACAGUACACCUAGAUGCCCCAAGUUACGGCAUCAACAGAAGCAAUGGAGUCAUUAACUCAACGCUGGGAUCAUUCCUGACUCUGGAAUGGGUGAACCCGAUGGUUUCAGAAUCUGGGACCUACCAGUGUAAAGCUAAUGUCUUUAACGAAGCAGAUGAUAUUUUUGUCUUCAAUGAAAACAAAUCUGUCAGUUUUACACAACCAUCAGUCGGCAGUUUAACACACCUCAUUUUUAAAUUAGACUCUGAGGUGAACAAUAAACUACAGAGACUGGAGAAUGACUUCAAUAACCUUACGGCACAAUCAACUCAAACUAACAAUAAACUUCAGAAGCUGGAGAAUGAAUUCAAUAACCUUACGGCACAAUCAACUCAAACUAACAAUAAACUUCAGAAGCUGGAGAAUGAAUUCAAUAACCUUACGGCACAAUCAACUCAAACUAAUAAUAAACUCCAGAAGCUGGAGACUACACUUCAUAAUUUGGAAUCAACAAUUUUCAAGAAAUCAACAGUUUUAAACGGUCAUCAGUAUUACUUGUCUCUGUAUGAACCUUACUCUGCAGCCAUGGCAGAAAUGGCUUGUGAAGCCCUAGGUGGCUACUUGGCCGAGGUGGACUCUAAGAAUGAACUUGAUUUUAUUACAAUUAUGAUAGGAAAUACUGAUGUCAAGAAUAUGGAGUUUUUGCUUGGCGGCACAGACGAAGGGCAUGAAGGUAUCUGGAUAAACCGUCAUAGUGGAACACCUUUGGGUUACACAGUUUGGUCCCAGGGUGAACCAAGCAACGGUGCACAUGAAAGUUUGGAAAUAACGGAAAACUGCCAAGUCCUUGAGUAUUUGUACUCAUUAAAAGCAUUUGUAAUGAAUGACUUUUUCUGUUUCAAUAUACUUGAUCCCCGUGGGUAUUAUUUCAUUUGCGAAGUCCCACUUUAAAUUGAAUUAGUAACAAUAAUCUUUGUCAAAUUGCUGUCGCAUUUUGAACGAUGUAUUGCUGUUGUCUGUUGUGUGUCGCACAACAUUGAAUUAAAU
This is a messenger RNA of Lymnaea stagnalis (great pond snail), 1463 nucleotides long. Lineage: Eukaryota; Metazoa; Mollusca; Gastropoda; Lymnaeidae. The record is from the annotation of a GenBank genome assembly.